This is a messenger RNA of Eurytemora carolleeae, 944 nucleotides long. It is a transcript of the gene Tpi, whose product is annotated as triosephosphate isomerase. The transcript has 4 exons. The record is from RefSeq and is a predicted model, not a curated record. Gene Ontology annotation, biological process: glyceraldehyde-3-phosphate biosynthetic process; glycerol catabolic process; gluconeogenesis. Bases 31 to 774 code for a protein of 247 amino acids. Lineage: Eukaryota; Metazoa; Arthropoda; Copepoda; Calanoida; Temoridae. Gene Ontology annotation, cellular component: cytosol. Gene Ontology annotation, molecular function: triose-phosphate isomerase activity.
CUAUUUUCGCCGUUUAUUUUCAGAAUAAACAUGGGCCGCAAGUUCUUUGUUGGUGGAAACUGGAAGAUGAAUGGAACUAAGGAGAGUAUUGACAAAAUUGUUGAUUUUCUUACCAAAGGACCCUUGGACCCUAAUACAGAGGUUGUGGUUGGAGUAUCUCCCUGCUACCUGGAGUAUGUCAGGUCUAAGCUACCCCAAACGAUCGGAGUAGCAGCUCAAAACUGCUACAAGGCCGACAGCGGAGCAUUUACAGGAGAGAUCUGUCCUGCCAUGAUCAAGGAUUGUGGAUGUGAAUGGGUGAUCCUCGGACACUCAGAGAGAAGGAACGUCUUCGGAGAAACUGAUCAGCUUAUCGGAGAGAAGGUUGGUUUCGCUCUGAAGCAAGGACUCAAGGUUGUCCCUUGUAUUGGAGAGCAGCUGGAGGAGAGGGAGGCCGGCAAAACUACCGAGGUUUGCUUCCGUCAGCUGAAGGCUAUUGCUGACAAUGUCUCCGACUGGAGCAAGGUUGUGAUCGCCUACGAACCGGUUUGGGCGAUUGGAACCGGUAAGACCGCUUCUCCUGAACAAGCACAGGAGGUUCAUGCUGCCAUCAGGAACUGGCUGGCUGAAAACGUUUCUGCAGAGGUUGCCGAAUCCACCAGAAUUCUAUACGGUGGAUCAGUAUCUGCCGGUAACUGCCGUGAGCUAGCCGCUUGUCCUGAUAUUGACGGUUCCCUGGUCGGCGGAGCUUCGCUAAAGCCUGACUUUGUCCAGAUCAUCAACGCAACCCAGUAAUCUGGAAUCCUUCCUGAAUAUUCUGUAGAUCGUAGUUUAAACACCAGAGGCUAUCAUUUUAAAUUUACAACUGUGCGCAUUAGUUAGUAUGCUUUAUCUGUCGAUGUAAUGGUUUUAGAAAAUAAUGAAAGGCGUCAACAUAUAUUAAAUAUAUUCUUUAAAUGUUUUAA